AUGUUGCGGACCAUAUUUGAAGCGGAGUGUUCUCUCUCUCCCACAGAGGGGAUCCUGGGAAAGGAACAGUCGCUGGAGGUUCUCAAGACGUCGGCACUCAACCACAUCCCAACAGUGGAUAUCAAUUCAGCACUGCCUUUACGCCUCCCACCUGCCGCCAUCCCCAUGGAUCUACGUGUGGAUGCUGAUCCGGUGUCCCCUCUGUCCCCACCCCGUCAGCAGGCCGGUGGGGGCGUCGCCCCUGCUCCUGUGCGUGAGCAACAGCUGCAACAGGAGUUGCUAGGCCUAAAGCAGAAGCAGCAGAUCCAAAGACAGAUCCUAAUCGCCGAGUUCCAAAGGCAGCAUGAGCAGCUCUCUCGCCAGCAUGAGGCCCAGCUCCAGGAACACAUAAAGCAACAACAGGAGCUACUGGCAAUCAAGCACCAACAGGAGCUGUUGGAGCACCAGCGGAAAAUGGAGAACCAUCGUCUGGAGCAAGAGUUGGAGAAGCAGCAGCGUGAACAGAAGCUGCAGCUGCUAAAGAACAAGGAAAGGGGGCAGGAGAGUGCCGUGGCAAGUACCGAGGUGAAAAUGCGUCUCCAGGAAUUUGUCCUCAACAAAAAAAAGGCCCUAGCCCAGCGGAGCCUUAACCAGAGUGGCCCCCCUAACGAUGCUCCUUAUUGGUACAGAAAAACUCAGCACAGCUCUUUAGACCAGAGCUCGCCUCCACAGACUGUUAUGUCCACCUAUAAUCACCCUGUGCUCGGCGUCUACAAUCCACGGGAUGACUUCCCACUUCGGAAAACAGCCUCCGAACCCAACUUGAAGCUGCGUUCCAGGCUGAAGCAAAAGGUCAGCGAGCGCAGGAGCAGUCCACUCCUUCGUCGUCGAGAUAGCCCCAUCACCUCUGCCAAAAAGCGUUCUCUUGACAUGGCAGAUUCUGCAUGUAGCAGCGCCCCGGGCUCAGGUCCAAGUUCCCCGAACAACAGUUCCAACAACAUCCCCAAUGAAAACGGCAUCACUGUGUCGGUCUCCACCAGCAAAGAGGCAUCUGUAAACCAGAGGGUGUGUAGCGGUGCUGAGCGAGGCUCUAUUAGCCAGCUUUCCCUCUACACUUCACCAUCCUUACCUAACAUCACCCUGGGUUUGCCUGCUACUGCCACUGCCACUGCUGCAUCCAAUGUGACGUCCGCUCAACAAGAUGGCAGUCUGCAGCCGGCGUUGUCCCUCAGCCCUCCUUUCCUCUCAGGUGGCCACUUGACACCCUACCUGGCUGAAGCGGCAGCAGGAACAGGGGGGCACGGUACUCACAGUCCUCUGCUCCAGCACAUGGUGCUAAUUGAGCAGACGCCGGCACAGAGCCCCCUUGUGACAGGCGUAAGUGGCCUGUCCAUGUCCCCGGCAACCUCCAUGGCCAAAUUACAGCGGCAGCAUCGCCCGCUGGGACGUACUCAGUCUGCUCCACUGCCCCAGGGGAGUGCUGCCCAAGCCCAUGCCCAGGCACUGGCUCUACAACAGCUAGUGGUCCAGCAGCAGCACCAACAGUUUUUGGAGAAGCACAAGCAGCAGUUCCAGCAGCAGCUCCAGUUCAACAAAUUGAUAGCCAAGCCCAGUGAGUCGCCUGUGGGCCGCCAGCACCAGAGCCACCCGGAGGAAACUGAGGAGGAGUUGAGAGAGCAUCAAGAUGUUAGUUCGUUACCGCUUGGGCUCACCAUUAAGCAGGAGCCCCCUGACCCACAGGAUCUCCAGGAGGAAGCAUUGCAGCAGCACCGGGAGAGGCAAGUGGAGCAGGAGCUUCUUUUCAGACAACAGGCACUUUUGUUGGAGCAGCAGCGGAUUCACCAGUUAAGAAACUACCAAGCUUCAAUGGAAGCUGCCGGCCUCUCCAUCUCCUUUCCAGGACACCGCCCUUUAUCUCGUGCCCAGUCGUCUCCUGCUUCAGCCUCCCCCUUCUCCAUCAGUGUCCAGCCCUCUGAUCCACCCGUCAAGCCUCGCUUCACCACGGGUCUUGUGUAUGAUUCUCUAAUGCAGAAGCACCAGUGUAUGUGUGGCAACACCAACAGCCACCCGGAGCAUGCUGGCAGAAUCCAGAGCAUUUGGUCCCGCUUGCAGGAAACUGGACUCAGGGCGCAGUGCGAGUGCAUCCGUGGAAGAAAAGCCACUUUGGAGGAACUGCAGAUGGUUCACUCGGAAGCCCACGUCCUGCUGUAUGGAACCAACCCUCUCAGACAGAAACUUGAUUGUUCAAUCACUCCCAGCUUUGUGCGGCUACCGUGUGGCGGGGUGGGCGUGGACAGUGACACCAUCUGGAAUGAAGUCCAUUCCUCCAGUGCAGCUCGUCUUGCUGUCGGCUCUGUUGUGGAGCUUGUCUUCAAAGUAGCCACCGGAGAGCUGAAGAAUGGUUUUGCUGUGGUGCGACCGCCUGGACACCAUGCAGAGGAAAGCACUCCCAUGGGUUUCUGCUACUUCAACUCUGUGGCUAUCGCUGCCAAACUGCUGCAGCAGAGACUCAACAUCAACAGGAUCCUCAUCGUUGACUGGGAUGUUCACCAUGGUAAUGGAACCCAGCAAGCCUUCUACGAUGACCCCAAUGUUUUGUACCUAUCUAUUCACCGUUACGAUGACGGCAAUUUCUUCCCUGGUAGUGGUGCACCCGAGGAGGUGGGAAGUGGCCCAGGAGUUGGGUUCAACGUCAAUGUUGCCUUUACUGGAGGGCUUGAGCCACCUAUUGGAGAUGUCGAGUACCUGGCUGCUUUCAGGUCAGUGGUGAUGCCCAUUGCCAAUGAGUUUGCACCAGACAUUGUGCUAGUAUCCUCUGGCUUUGACGCAGUCGAAGGACACCCUCCGCCACUUGGUGGCUACACUCUGACAUCCAAAUGUUUUGGCUAUCUGACCCGCCAGCUGAUGAGCCUUGCUGGAGGCAGGUUGGUCCUGGCUCUGGAGGGGGGUCAUGACCUCACCGCCAUCUGUGACGCUUCAGAGGCCUGUGUUGCUGCGCUGCUCGGACAGGAGCUGGACCCACUACCUGCGGCUGUCCUCAAGGAUAGGCCCAACCUCAAUGCUGUGCGCUCUCUGGAAAAGGUUCUUGAAAUUCACUGUAAGUACUGGCGCUCAGUGUGUCACCAUUCGCCACAGCUGGGCCUCUCACUACUGGAAAGCAAGCGAGGAGACUCCGAAGAGGCUGAGGCUGUUACUGCCAUGGCCUCUCUGUCCGUGGCCAACACAAGCGUGGUGGAUCAUAGACCAGAGGAGGAACCAAUGGAAGAGGAGGAACCACUGUAA
Nerophis lumbriciformis (worm pipefish) is the source of this 3261-nucleotide messenger RNA. NCBI's taxonomy places the organism in Eukaryota, Metazoa, Chordata, Actinopteri, Syngnathiformes, Syngnathidae. The record is from RefSeq and is a predicted model, not a curated record.